Messenger RNA from Acaulospora colombiana, 210 nucleotides. Lineage: Eukaryota; Fungi; Glomeromycota; Glomeromycetes; Diversisporales; Acaulosporaceae. The record is from the annotation of a GenBank genome assembly.
AUGGCGGCGAGCGCGAGCAACAGGGGAAAAUUAAACCGUGACGCCGCACUGAAGGAAAAAAACCCUUCGCUUGGAGAAUCGACGAGUAGUGUUGAAUGUGGAGUGCCACACUUGCUUUCCACCUUGCUUUCCGCCAUCCUGACUUGUAAUACCGACUACUCGUUGCGACAAAUCUCAAACUUGACGGAGGAUAAUCCUGAGUGCUGUCAU